Molecule: messenger RNA, 2514 nt
Organism: Zingiber officinale
Lineage: Eukaryota; Viridiplantae; Streptophyta; Magnoliopsida; Zingiberales; Zingiberaceae
Exons: 11
Coding region: 1-2187 (728 amino acids)
Biological process (GO): regulation of DNA-templated transcription
Molecular function (GO): DNA binding; DNA-binding transcription factor activity
Source: RefSeq, a predicted model, not a curated record
AUGCGGCCGAUGGAGGGAUCGGCGAGCUCGCAGGGUUCGAGCUCCAACUCCGCGAGAAAAGAGGCCCUAGGCAAGACGGCGGGGGCGCCGCAGACCUCGCAUGCGGAGGCAGCGGUUGGGUUGGAGAAGGGAAAGGCACGGCACGACCAUCGCGAGACCUCGGAAAGAGUAGAAGACGAAAAUGAAAAUGAAGGAGAAGAGGUGACGGGGACGGGAGAGAGGCAGACUUGGCAGGAGAAGCAUAAGCGCGACCCUCCUCUGAGCUCAGCUGAGGCAUGCCUGGGGUGGUCUGUGCUGGAAUCGAAGGUGCAGGAAUCGGCUGCUGAUACUGAGACUGAGGCUGCUGUUGGAACGCUGAGUAGGGCUAAGGUGGAUGAAAAACCUGCUUCGCUGGUUCCUGACCCUGCACAUGAUAUAUCUGUCCCUGAGAAGGCUGAGGUCUCUGCUGAUGUGGAGCACCCUGAUUCGUUUGAGAUCCUCUCUGCUGCCAUGGCUGGGUGGGUCGAUCUCCCUGACAGGUACUCAAAGGUGCUCUCUACAUUCUUCAACCAACUUCGAGCAGCCCAAGGAUCUGCUCCGCCCAAAUAUAAGGUAAAUCUGUCCUUGACGGACCUCGCCAGCAACGGUAUCCGAGCUCUGUCCCUCAUCCAAUCAGUAGUAGCAGGAGUAGGAAAUGCUGAUGGUAUCCCGGAGGGAAUCCCCGAGGCUGAAAUUCUCGAUUCCUACCAGAUGAAGAAUCCGCCUCCUGAGUCACUGGUUCUGGUUCCUCGGCCUCAAUGGGUUGUUUCCGUGGUCGUCCCGGACCACGACGAUAACCGGCUCCCGCUCGACCACGCCUCACACCUGAUCCAAUUACUUGGAGGUGUUCCGCCGCCGCCUGGUCCCAAAUCCCGAAAAGCCACUUCGAGGAAUGAAAUCACGAAAAAUCCAAAACGACACAAAGAUUCCAAAUCCGGAGAGCUGAGAAGCGGCAUCUCGGCGCCGCGAGAUCUCAGAGCGUCGCGCUACACGGCGACGAGUCGCCGCGAAUCUUGGCUCGAUUGGUCGGACCGGACCGGUUCGUCUAUAAAUCAAUCGCCCUCUUUCUCGUCUUCUCCAUCGUUACAUCCCAUCGAGACGGAGACGGAGACGGAGACGGAGACGGAGGCGGCGAUGAUGGGUUCGGCAGUGGUGGAGAUGGGAUCGGAGUUAGAGCUGUGUGCUAUGCGGGCCGUCGCCGUCGGGUUCGUGAAGAAGGUGGUGACGGAGAGCAGGGAGAGAGGGCGGCAGGUGUGGCGGCUGGAGGAGUCCAUCAAGAGUUUGGAGGAGGAGAAGCGCAAGAUCGAAGCUUUCAAGCGCGAGCUCCCUCUCUGCAUGCGCCUCGUCUGCGAGGUGAUCGAGGAGUUGAAGAGGGAGAUCGAUCGGUGCCGCGCCGAGGGUUUCGGCCGUGUGUUCCAGGAAUUCAUGCCGAUUAAGGGUAAAAUCCACGAGAGUAGCUCGGAUUUCAGAGAUAAGAAGAACUGGACGAGCUCGUUCCAACUCUGGAUCUGCGAGGAAAGUAAAGAUGACCAGAAACAUGAUAAGAUGAACUUUAAAGAGAAAUCAGUAUUCGAUUCUCGGAACGGCGGAGACACGUCCCUGCCGGUAUUGGAACUAUACAGCUCCAAGGAGGACGAUGAGUCUGCCGCUGUGUUGUCUGACCUCUCUCUGUGCUCUACUACGAUCACUCAUGGUUAUGUGACUCCGGCCAUCAAGAACCAUCCAGUUAGUUGCCAUAAGUACUGUACUAAAGAAUCCCUGGAAGCAUCUCCGGCGGCAGCACCUGGCACACACUAUGGCUUGCAUCUGCAACAGAAGCAGCCUAGGAAGAUGAGGAGGUGCUGGUCUCAGGAGCUGCAUCGGCGGUUUGUGCUCGCGACCGAGGAGCUCGGUGGUGCACAUGUGGCUACUCCUAAGCAGAUUCGAGAAAUGAUGCUAGUUGAUGAACUCACAAAUGAUGAAGUAAAGAGCCAUUUGCAGAAAUACAGAUUGCACACUCAAAAAACAAGCAGAGCAAUUGAUGGAGGCUUACGGGUUCCCGAAGAACAAUACACUAAUUCAUCGCAUCAUAGUGUCUCGCAAUCUAUUUCUCCGAUGAGUCCACUGCAUUCAGGCCUGCAUGGAGACAGCUCUGAAGAUGGAAAAUCUGAGAGCUAUAGCUGCAAAUGAAGGAAACUUAAAAUUAAUCCUGUAUUCAAAGAGCUAAUCGCGACUUACAAUAAUUCCGGUUGAUACCGCAGCAAAUGGAGAAGAUCAAUGUACAUUCAUUUGCUUGGAUUUUGUUUCUUGAGACAAUAUGAGGGGGGGUUGUGAUGGCACUAUUUUGUUUCUUGUGUGAGUGCAAGAAGAAAUCAUCAUAUCAGCUGCUGAGUCAUUUGGUUCUUUGUGCAAGUUUCUUUUGGUUUUCUUAAAUUUCAAUAAAUUCCCCAACAAACUCGCUGCUUUGUGUGUGGAUGGUCCACAAGAAGGAACCAGUUGGAAGAGAUCGAUCAAAUU